AUGGCAACAGUUGAGGAGUUGAAAAUUGAUGAUAUGUCAGAGGCUGAGGUGAAGCCGCCGCCAGUAAAGACCACGAGUCUAGCCAGUGAUUUGCGGCAGUUUCGCCUAAACAAAUCUUCUCCUUCAGCUGGAAAAACAGAGCGCGUUCCUGGCAAGAAACGUAUACAGGUAAUGGCGGAUAGCGAUAGCGAUGGUGCAGCUGACAACCAAACGCCAAAAAAGGUAAAGAAUGAGUUAUCUGUGAAGGAGAAAGAAGACAGGUACUUGGCUGCGGUUAAACUAGCACCUGAUUACGAUGCUAUGGAAAUACAAGAUUCGCUGGUGCGUAACGGCUGGAACGUUUCCGAAGGAUUACGUUAUCUAAAAGAACACUUUAAGACAAAAUCAAAUUCAUAUGCAAAUAAAACAUAUGCAGGGAAUAAUGCCCGCACAAGUACCAGCAGUAGUAAACCCACGCAAAAUGGCAGCUCUUCUCGUUCCAAAUCACAAGCACAAAACUAUUCCGAUUGCGAUGACUCGGACGAUGAAGUCCGUGCAUCAACCGAUCAAGUAUACGACAGCGAAGAGAGUGAUACUGAAUCGUCGAACGUAAUGACAGGACAGCGAAAAAAAGUGUUUGAUUUCAUGAACAAAGCAACAUUGAUGGAAUUAUCAACGGUCAAAAUGUUGUCCGAAAAGAAGGCAUCCCUAAUUAUAGAACUGCGUCCAUUUAAGGAUUGGAAGGAUUUACUAAAAAAGCUGGAUUCCAAUAAAGCGCUCUCAGCAGAUUUGUUAAAUUUGGCACAAGAAUUGAUUAACAAACAAAAUAAUGUUGCUAAUAUAUUAAAGAAAUGUAACACAAUGGUUAAACGUUUGGAAGCAGCUAUUGAAACUGGCGCAGGCAUAGUGGAACAGCCGAAACUACUUAAUAGCAAAAUGAAAUUGGCCGAUUACCAAAUGAUUGGCCUCAAUUGGUUGACGGUAAUGCAUAACCAAAAAAUGAAUGGUAUUCUUGCCGAUGAGAUGGGUUUAGGCAAAACUAUACAAGUUAUUGCAUUUUUGGCUUACCUUAAAGAGAACAAUUUAUCCAAAGGCGCACAUUUAAUUGUUGUGCCAUCUUCCACGCUGGACAAUUGGGAAGCUGAAAUAAGCAAAUGGUGUCCAAUUUUGGUGGUGGAAAAAUAUUAUGGCAAUCAAGAUGAACGACGGCGGAUGCGCGUACGUUUUGCCAAAGAUGGCUUUUCAGGUUUCGAUGUAUUGCUGACAACUUACCAUAUAGUCAGCUCAACGCCAGAAGAGUGCAAAAUGUUUCGUGUUUGCCGAUUACAUUAUGUGAUUUUUGACGAGGCACACAUGUUGAAAAAUAUGACAACACUACGCUAUGCCAAUUUAAUAAAAAUUAAUGCUGAAAUGCGCAUUUUACUCACUGGUACACCUUUACAAAAUAAUCUACUCGAAUUAAUGUCAUUACUAUGUUUUGUAAUGCCGUCAUUCUUUGCCAAAAGCAUUGAAGAUAUAAAGAGUCUUUUCGCAAAGAAAGCCAAAGCCGAAGGCGCUGAUAAAGAUGCAUCUGAGUUCCAGGAAACACAAGUUGCACGCGCCAAACGUAUUAUGAAGCCUUUUGUGCUGAGACGUCUCAAAAAGGACGUACUUAAUAACUUGCCCAAAAAAGAGUCCUUCGUAAUCAAAGUACCGAUGACUGAAACACAAAAACAACAUUACCAUGAAUUAGUCGAAUACUACUCAAAUCGAAAGGGCGAGAUUUGCAGCGGCGAUCGGGCAGGUAUAGCUAUAAUGAUGGAUAUGCGUAAAACUGCCAACCAUCCACUCUUGAUGCGCCACUAUUUCAGUGACGAAACAUUACAGAACAUUUCAGAGCGUUUAGCAUGUGCGCCGUCACUUAAGAAAAACAAUCCUCAAUAUAUAUUCGAAGAACUGGCUGUAAUGUCAGACUUCCAAGUGCAGCAAUUUUGUCAUAAGCACGAUUUAUAUGAUAUAUCCAUACCGCCCAGCUUAAUCUGCGAUUCUGGCAAAUUUCAACACCUCGAUACACUAUUGCCUAAAUUGAAAGAAGGGGGUCAUCGCGUUUUAAUUUUCAGUCAAUUCACGAUGAUGUUGGAUAUAAUGGAACAAUACUUAAAGAUAAGAAGACAUGGCUAUUUUCGCUUAGAUGGUUCUACGGCAGUUGACGAACGACAAGACAUGAUAAAUGAUUUCAAUGCAGACUCUGGUGUAUUUAUAUUUUUACUAUCGACUAAAGCUGGUGGCAUUGGCAUAAAUCUGACGGCAGCGGACACUUGUAUCAUACAUGACAUUGAUUUUAAUCCGUACAAUGAUAAACAAGCUGAAGAUCGUUGUCAUCGUAUGGGACAAACACGUCCAGUUACCAUAUAUCGACUGAUCUCUGAAAGCACUAUUGAAGAGGGCAUGCAAUUGGUAGCAGAUGAAAAGCUAAAAUUGGAAAAAGAAAUUACUGAAAUCGAAAAGGGAGAAAUACAGGAACAAAAAUGUGUUGCAAGGCUACUAACUAUGGCACUUGGAUUAGAUAAAGAUGAGGAGGAACGUCUAAAUAAUUCCAUGAAUCACUCUUUGAGCCCAUCCCAGUAAGGCGGUUAUCAACUUGAUUCAAUACAAAGUACAUAAAUGAGUAGAGAAAAAGAAAAAUAGAAUGUGAGGUUUUGAAGGUCAUCUAUUGUUAUAAUUUUAGAAGUGUAAAUUUUCGAAUUGUACAAGCAUAUGAUUCAAAUAACUACUUUGUAACACAUUCCUAAAGAUUUUCCACGAUCCAAGAAAUAAAGUGUAAUGUUGUAUGCUAACGCGUAAAGCAAAAAAUAUUCAAA
Molecule: messenger RNA, 2819 nt
Organism: Rhagoletis pomonella (apple maggot)
Lineage: Eukaryota; Metazoa; Arthropoda; Insecta; Diptera; Tephritidae
Gene: Etl1
Product: SWI/SNF-related matrix-associated actin-dependent regulator of chromatin subfamily A containing DEAD/H box 1 homolog
Exons: 8
Coding region: 1-2586 (861 amino acids)
Cellular component (GO): nucleus
Molecular function (GO): ATP binding; chromatin binding; ATP-dependent chromatin remodeler activity
Source: RefSeq, a predicted model, not a curated record